UUAUUUUCAGUAUAUAAACAAACAAAGCAACAAUAGGUCUAUUAAUCAAUUUAGCAGCGUCGAUCGACUCGGAAGAUGUCAGGUAUCCAGUGUUCACAGAUCGAGGCUGAACUGUAUUACCUCAUUGCGAGAUUUCUACAGUCCGGUCCCUGCAAAAAAACAGCACAGGUCUUGGUUGAAGAGCUCGAUGAAUACGAGCUUAUUCCAAAACGUUUGGAUUGGGAAGGCAAAGAAUAUAAGCGUACCUUUGAAGAAUGGGUAACGGCCAACAGACACAUCCCAGCAGAUUAUUUGUUAAGAAUUUGUCAAAGAAUUGGACCCCUUCUUGAUAAAGAGGUACCUCCCAGCGUUCCUGGAGUGCAGACUCUUCUGGGUGUUGGACGGCAAUCCUUAUUGAGAACAGAAAAAGACUGUAGGCACACAGUAUGGAGUGGUUCUGCCUUUGCAGCUUUGCACAGGGGAAGACCCCCAGAACCUCCAUUACUCUAUGGAAGACUGCCAAACAUUGUUUCCAUUGCUGGAGCCAGACAAACCAUUGGGUUUGCUCGUUUCAACCAUAUGGUUCCUUCCUCCACUUAUCAGCAUAUGAAAAUGCAUCGGAGAAUUCUGGGACACUUGUCUUCCGUUUACUGUGUGGCCUUUGAUCGGACAGGUCGAAGAAUUUUUACGGGAUCAGAUGACUGUUUGGUGAAAAUAUGGGGAACAGAUGAUGGUCGACUUCUCUCAACUCUCAGGGGUCACUCUGCAGAGAUUUCUGAUAUGGCUGUUAACCAUGAGAACACAAUGAUUGCAUCUGCCUGCUGUGAUAAGAUUGUGCGAGUUUGGUGCCUUCGGACCUGUGCACCCGUUGCUGUUCUGCAGGCUCAUACAGCUUCUAUCACUUCAAUUCAGUUUUCUCCAGCAGCAAAAGGACGUACUCGAUACCUCAUAUCUACAGGGGCAGAUGGAACGGUUUGCUUUUGGCAAUGGCAGUCCCACAGUGUGAAAUUUAAUGAUCGUCCAAUAAAAUUUACUGAGAGAUCCAGGCCUGGUGUCCAAAUCUCUUGUUCUUCUUUCAGUUCUGGUGGAAUGUUUCUUGUGACAGGUAGCACCGAUCAUGCAAUUAGGGUUUAUUAUCUAGGACUGGAAUCCCCGGAGAAGGUUGCAGACCUUGAGUCCCAUACGGACAAAGUUGUUGCUGUCCAGUUCUGUAAUAACAGUGACAACCUCCGAUUUGUCAGUGGGAGUCGAGAUGGUACUGCACGUAUAUGGCAUUAUCAGAGACAAGAGUGGAAAAGCAUUGCUCUUGAUAUGACAACCAAACUGCCAGGAAGCUGUAAUACACCAGGGGAGGACAAGGUAGUAAAGCUGAGUGUGACCAUGGUGGCCUGGGAUCGUGCGGACAGUAGCAUUAUCACUGCUGUUAACAACUACCUGCUGAAAGUGUGGAACUUGUCUGGACAGCUUCUGCAUAUUCUUUCGGGUCAUGAUGAUGAAGUGUAUGUUUUGGAGGCUCAUCCUUUUGACUCAAGGAUAAUGUUGUCUGCUGGCCAUGAUGGGAAUAUCUUUAUCUGGGACUUAACUAAAGGCACUAAAAUACGCAACUAUUUCAAUAUGAUUGAAGGGCAAGGUCAUGGGGCAGUAUUUGACUGCAAAUUCUCUCCUGAUGGGCAGCAUUUUGCUUGUACUGAUUCACAUGGCCAUCUCCUGAUUUUUGGGUUUGGUUGCAGCAAGCUAUAUGAGAAGAUUCCUGAUCAAAUGUUUUUCCACACUGAUUUUCGCCCACUUAUCCGUGAUUCUAAUAACUAUGUCCUGGAUGAGCAAACGCAGCAAGCUCCACAUCUCAUGCCGCCACCUUUCCUUGUGGAUGUUGAUGGGAAUCCUCAUCCAACACGCUACCAAAGGCUUGUUCCUGGGAGAGAGAACUGUAAAGAUGAGCAGCUUAUCCCUCAACUUGGCUAUGUGGCCAAUGGUGAUGGGGAGAUUGUGGAACGUGUGAUUGGGCAAGAAACUGCUGGAGAACCAGAGGAGAGUCCUUUAGAUGGAAUGAUAAGGCAGCUACAAAGAGAACAUGACCAGCAACAACAUGAAGAGGACAGGGAUAAUGAGUUUGACUCCCAGAAUGACCAUCCUGAAAUGGGUUCAAGAGGUCUUAGCGCAGAGAUGGGAUCUCCACCUAACAUUGGUUUACGACGCAAUGGGCAGAUUGAAGGAGUCCGGCAAAUGCACCAGAAUGCACCUCGAAGUCAGAUGGCCACUGAAAGAGAUCUUAUUGCAUGGAGUCGUCGUGUUGUUGUCAAUGAGCUUCACCCUAAUAUUAGCAGAUUUAUGGAGGAAAAUCGAGCAGCAAAGGGCGAAGCUGAAUGUGCACUUUAUACUGUAGAGAGGAGACGAAAGCCAUCCCAGACAAUACAGAAGAGUGAGCAACAGGAUUCUAAUGCACGCUUUCUGAGAAGAAAGCAACGCAGGAGACAACAUGCAUAUCAAACUCGAUCUGCCAUUGACAGUCAUCCUCAGGACAGACUACAGAAUACACAUGCUGAAGAAGACUCCGAAAUCUCUGAAGAUGAAUAUGACAGGGAGGAAGUAAGAAAUGCUUCUUCAGAAGAAGGUGAACCAGAGUGGCAAAGUGAGACCAGUUCCAGCAACUCGUCCAGUGAGUAUUCAGAUUGGACCGCUGAUGCUGGGAUAAAUCUGCAGCCUCCCAAAAGGCAGACAAGACAGACAAUCAGGAGAAUAAGCAGCAGUUCAGACGAUGAUGAUCACACCAAAACAGAGAGGAAGUACUCAGAGAAGCGGCGGAGACCCAAACAGACAAGAAGGAAGAAGCCAAAUGAGUCACUGGCUGCAGGCAGGGAAAAUAGUGAAGACUGGUUUCCUCCUCAAUGGAUUAUGGACACUACACCACGCAGAUCUCCUUUUGUGCCACAAAUGGGUGAUGAGGUGAUUUACUUCCGUCAGGGACAUGAAGCUUAUGUGCGAGCAGUACGUAAAGCUAAAUCAUACACUAUUAACCCUCAAAAGCAACCAUGGAACAAAAUGAACCUCAGGGAUCAGGAGUUCGUAAAGAUUGUUGGAAUAAAAUAUGAGGUUGGCCCUCCCACUUUAUGCUGCUUGAAACUGGCUUUCCUGGAUCCUAUUUCUGGAAAAAUGACUGGAGAGUCUUUUUCUUUAAAGUAUCAUGACAUGCCGGAUGUCAUUGACUUUUUAGUUCUUCACCAAUUUUAUAAUGAAGCAAAAGAACAAAACUUGCAGCCUGGUGUACGCUUUCGCAGUAUUAUUGAUGAUGCCUGGUGGUUUGGAACUGUGGAGACUCAGCAGCCAUUUCAGCAAGAAUACCCUGAUAGUCUCUUCCAGUGCUAUAGUGUUCGUUGGGAUAACGGUGAGAGGGAGAACAUGAGCCCCUGGGACAUGGAACCUAUUGCUGAUGAAGCUUUUCCUGAUCAAGUGGGAGAUGGGGUGCCUGUUUCGGAGGAAGAGUUGAAAACCUUACUGUAUAUACCUCAAGAAGGAGAGUGGGGAGCACGAACCCGCGAUGAAGAAUGUGAAAGAGUCAUCCAAGGCAUAGAUAACCUUUUGACACUAGAUAUGGCUAAAGCCUUUGCUUCUCCUGUGGAUCUAACGGAUUAUCCCCUUUACUGCACUGUGGUGGCCUAUCCAACAGAUCUCAGCACAAUCAAAAAAAGAUUAGAGAAUCGCUUUUACAGAAGGAUAUCAGCUCUCAUGUGGGAAGUGCGCUACAUUGAGCACAAUGCUCGGACCUUUAAUGAGCCAGAAAGUCCAAUUGUGGCAGCUGCUAAAAUUGUCACAGAUGUGCUUCUCCGAUUCAUUGGAGACCAAAGCUGCACUGAUAUUCUUGAAUUGUGCCGUAAGGUGAAAAAUGAAGAGCUGAGCAGUGCCGAAGAAGAAGAGGAGGAGGCAGAUUUGGACAUUGACUCUGACACACCUGGGACCUCAGCAGGACAAAAGAGCUUGCGGCAGCCCUCAAAAAGACAAAGGCUACAAAUGGAUGUAGAGGCAUGGAAGCCAAAGUGUAGAGAUCUACUAAACCAUCUUGUUGAAUGCGAGGAUUCUGAGCCUUUUCGGCAACCUGUUGACCUGUUUGCAUAUCCAAAUUACAGGGAUAUUAUUGAUACUCCAAUGGAUUUAAGCACAGUUUCAGAAACACUGGAUGCUGAAAAUUAUGAAAAUCCAGUGGAGUUCUGUAAGGAUGUUCGUCUCAUUUUUAGUAAUUCCAAGGCUUACACUCCCAACAAAAAAUCAAGGAUAUACAGUAUGACUCUCAGCUUGUCAGCCUUCUUUGAGAAGCAGAUAUUGCCGAUCAUAUCAGAUUAUAAAUCUGCGGUUCAGAGUCAACGGAGGAGCAGACACAGGUUCAGCUACCGCAAGAGACUGCAAAGCACAAGCAGCUCACCUUCCACCAGCAGGGCCUCCAGCCCUAAAGGAAAGCACAAACCAGCAAAGGUCCCUCCAAAAUCUGUUUUAAAUACCUCAUUGUCUUUAACCAGGACGAGUUCCACAAGAUCUUCACAAGCUUCAGAAACUACUGAAGACCCCUGCGGUUCAGUAGUUGAUGAAGGGGAAGGUGACAGCCAACCAUCUACAUCAAGUUCAAAUAGCAACAUUAGAACUGGAGAGCCAGGAGUUGACCGUGUGACCCGGAGUCGUUCCGUUCCAAUAAAGCAAGAUUCUUCAGCUAAUGGACCCCUAACCAAUGGAAAAAGUCGGACUGAGUGUGCAAAUAAAAGGAAAUUGCCAGGAGAUUCAGAAGAGGAGGAUGAAGAUUCAGAAAUUGAAAACAAGCUUGUUGGGAAGACUGCUGGGAACAGUUGUACAUCAUCCUCAUCAUCUUCGUCUUCCUCCUCCUCUUCCUCUUCAUCUUCCUCAUCAGACAGUGAAGUUUCAGGUACAAGCUCUGCAAGUAGUUCUAGCAGCAGUGAAGGCUCUGAAUCGGACAGAGAUUAUGUUGAUGGGGGUGAUCAUGACUACAGCAUAACAGUUCGACCUCGUCCUAGCUGCAAAACCAAAAAGGUGACUGUGGUCCCAGUAAAUGGCAAGAGAAAAAGGAGUGUUGGGAGACCACCUAAACGAGGCCGGCCACGUGGAAGAAGAAAAAAAAUGCGUGUUGACGAAGAUGAGGAGGGAGGGACUAAAGAGGGAAAAGAAGGAAGGCUACGCAGGGCACCCCUUCACAAAGAGUCAAGGAUUAAUACCCGAAACCAGGGUAGAAGGACUGUUUUAUACAAUGAUGACUCUGAAGAUGACACCUUUGUGCCAGCAGCGGACCCCCUGAAUCUUGGAAUGUCUCGUUCGGGCAGAGUACGAAAAAUGACUGAAAAGGCUCGGGUUAGUCACCUGAUGGGAUGGAAUCAUUAACUUUUUUUUUUUGUUUUGUUUUUUCCUUUCUUGAAGAAUAAAGAGACACUUUAAUCUAUUUAAUUAAAAAAACUGAGAUACUACAUUUUUACUGCAGGGAUUUUUUUUUUCUACGUAAAAGUUUCUUGAAGCAUGCUUGUGUGUGGGACUGUUUACUGAAACUUUGACAGAGGUGCUCUAAAUCUUGCCAGUGAUGCACUUGUUUAACACAUCUCUCCAGCAGCUAGCAUAAAUAGGAGCCUUACUCACUAGGGCCUUAAAUGCACUGGAUAUCCCUACAUCUUCUCACAAACGCUGUGUAGUAUAUCUUCAUUUGACAACACCUACUGUGCUUCCUAUUUUAUGUGCUAAAAUUGGGAUUACCAAAUAAUUUUAGAUCUUUUUCCUAUGAGUAGAUAACUGUUUUGUGAGAUAAAUAGCCUGCAAUAACUGGGAUUUUAUUUUUUCAAUUUUGUGUUGAAAAAUUGUCACCCAUCUUUUAAUAAUUCAUGAAAAUAGAUGGUUUCAUUUUGUUGGCUUUAUUAGAAUUCAAAUAGUGAUUGCUCUUGAAAAGCUGACCAGUUCUCCCUGUAUCUGAAGGAGGUGCAUUUUGGUAUCCUAACACAGCCCAGCAAAAAUGGGAAACUGUUGGUAUGCUAUAUAUGUGCUAAGAUAUAAACCACACUCUAGACUUUUUAAGUUUUUUAUCCACUGUUAUGUAUUUAUACUCUACAGAUGUACCUACAAUAGUAAUAAUGUUUUGCACAAUUUAACAAUUUGAGGCAGCUGUAUUAUUGAAUGAUAUGGCAAAUGGAAUUAGAGGUAAAACUUAGCCAGUGUGACAUUAUCAAAAAAUUGUUUGAUGCAGUUUGAUAUCCACUGGCUGCACUGAAAUUAUUGUAGGCAAU
Molecule: messenger RNA, 6242 nt
Organism: Polypterus senegalus (gray bichir)
Lineage: Eukaryota; Metazoa; Chordata; Cladistia; Polypteriformes; Polypteridae
Gene: brwd3
Product: bromodomain and WD repeat domain containing 3
Exons: 40
Coding region: 76-5355 (1759 amino acids)
Biological process (GO): cytoskeleton organization; regulation of transcription by RNA polymerase II; regulation of cell shape
Cellular component (GO): nucleus
Molecular function (GO): protein binding
Source: RefSeq, a predicted model, not a curated record